UAAACAAUUCCCCCAAAGAGGCUGACGAGGAUGUUUUCUCUCGCCUUGGGCAGCCUAGGAUGGGGGGCACAGCACCCCGGAAACGACUCUGCCUCCCCAUCCCCACGUGCAGACAGCACAGGGGACGAGGGAUAUAAAGCACCGCGGAGCCGCCUUAGCUCCCAUGCUGGGCGAGCUGGCAGUAGGCAGGAUGCGAGGCGGCUGCGUGGUGCUGGGGCUCCUGUGCUGCUUGGUGGCCGGGGUGGGCUCCUACACACCCUGGGACCUCUCCUGGACAGCACGAGGGGAUCCCUCUGCCUGGUCCUGGGGGACCGAGGCGCACUCACGGGCCGUGGCCGGCUCGCACCCGGUGGCCGUGCAGUGCCAAGAGGCGCAGCUGGUGGUGACGGUGCACAGGGACCUCUUCGGCACCGGGCGUCUCAUCAACGCUGCCGACCUGACUCUGGGCCCAGCUGCCUGCAAGCACUCCUCGCUCAACGCCGCACACAACACCGUUACCUUCGCCGCUGGCCUCCACGAGUGUGGCAGCGUCGUGCAGGUGACGCCAGAUGCCCUCAUCUACCGCACGCUCAUCAACUACGACCCCAGCCCUGCCAGCAACCCUGUCAUCAUCCGCACCAACCCUGCUGUCAUCCCCAUCGAGUGCCACUACCCCAGGAGGGAGAACGUGAGCAGCAAUGCCAUCCGGCCCACCUGGUCCCCCUUCAACUCUGCGCUGUCAGCUGAGGAGAGGCUGGUGUUCUCCCUGCGCCUCAUGAGCGAUGACUGGAGCACAGAGAGACCCUUCACCGGCUUCCAGCUGGGCGACAUCCUCAACAUCCAGGCUGAGGUCAGCACUGAGAGCCACGUGCCCCUGCGGCUCUUUGUGGACAGCUGCGUGGCUGCCCUGAGCCCCGACGGUGACUCCUCACCCCACUACGCCAUCAUUGACUUCAACGGGUGCUUAGUGGAUGGGAGGGUGGAUGACACCAGCUCUGCCUUCAUCACACCCCGGCCGCGGGAGGAUGUGCUGCGGUUCAGGAUCGAUGUCUUCAGGUUUGCGGGGGACACCAGGAACCUGAUCUACAUCACCUGCCACCUGAAGGUGACCCCAGCAGACCAAGGCCCAGACCCCCAGAACAAGGCUUGCUCUUUCAAUAAGGCCAGAAACACCUGGGUGCCAGUGGAAGGCAGCCGGGAUGUCUGCAGCUGCUGUGAGACGGGCAACUGUGAGCUGCCUGCUCUCUCCCGGAGGCUCAACCCCAUGGAGCGAUGGCACGGCCGCCGCUUCCGCCGUGAUGCCGGGAAAGAGGUUGCAGCUGAUGUGGUCAUUGGCCCCGUGCUGCUUUUGGCGGACCCGGGAGCCGUGGGACAGCUGCAGGAGGAUGGUGAUGGUGAAGCGGUGACGGUGCCCAGCGUGGAGACGGGGCUGGUGUGCGUGGCUGUGGCUGUAGCGCUGGCUGCCGUUGGGGUGGCUGUGGGUAUUGCACGUAAGGGCUGCACCCGAACCUCAGCUGCGGCAUGAGUGCAGGGCGAGCCGUGAAUAAAGCCUGGAAAAGAGAAACUGUGUCGUGCUGUCCCUUUGUGCCGUUGUGGCUCUGGGGUAGCAGAGUCCCCAGCUCCUCGACCACCUCCACCACUUGGGUUCAGGGUUGGGGGUUACACUGCAAUUGGGCUAGAGCACUGCCAGCAGUGGGAUGCCCCAGGAGGUCUUCAGGUGCCCCUGGU
Molecule: messenger RNA, 1707 nt
Organism: Lagopus muta (rock ptarmigan)
Lineage: Eukaryota; Metazoa; Chordata; Aves; Galliformes; Phasianidae
Product: zona pellucida sperm-binding protein 3
Exons: 9
Coding region: 164-1504 (446 amino acids)
Biological process (GO): positive regulation of acrosome reaction; binding of sperm to zona pellucida; egg coat formation
Cellular component (GO): extracellular matrix
Molecular function (GO): acrosin binding
Source: RefSeq, a predicted model, not a curated record